Messenger RNA from Limulus polyphemus (Atlantic horseshoe crab), 1312 nucleotides. RefSeq names its product elongation of very long chain fatty acids protein AAEL008004-like. Bases 32 to 943 code for a protein of 303 amino acids. Gene Ontology annotation, molecular function: fatty acid elongase activity. Gene Ontology annotation, biological process: fatty acid elongation, monounsaturated fatty acid; sphingolipid biosynthetic process; fatty acid elongation, saturated fatty acid. Lineage: Eukaryota; Metazoa; Arthropoda; Merostomata; Xiphosura; Limulidae. Gene Ontology annotation, cellular component: endoplasmic reticulum membrane. The record is from RefSeq and is a predicted model, not a curated record. The transcript is spliced from 7 exons.
AAAGGGUGUGGAGAACCUUAUUCUAGGCAUUAUGGAUCUGCUGGAUGACGUUAAGAACUGGUAUAACCACACGCUGGAAAAUGGAGAUGUACGAGUACAAGAAUGGAUGUUUAUGCAAGGUCCAGGCCCAACCAUCACCAUCUGUCUGUCUUAUGUCUACUUUGUUAAAGUACUCGGACCCCUUCUGAUGAAGAACCGAGAACCCUAUAACUUACGCUGGGUCAUGGUGCUAUACAAUUUCUUUAUGGUUUAUGCAAGCAUCUACUUAUUUCUUAAGCUUGGCUUCCUUGGUUGGUUUGGAAAAUACGACUAUAGAUGUCAACCUGUUGACUACUCUGAUCAUCCUGAUGCAGCAGAAAUGACCCAUGUAGCUUGGUGGUAUUACGUCUCCAAGUUUGUAGAAUUUUCAGAUACGAUUUUUUUCGUACUGAGAAAGAAGUUCUCUCACGUAUCUACACUCCAUGUAAUACAUCAUGGAGUUAUGCCUGUGAGUGUAUGGUGGGGAGUUAAGUUUACUCCAGGAGGACAUAGUACAUUCUUUGCAUUCAUCAACAGCUUCGUUCACAUUGUUAUGUAUAUCUAUUAUGGGAUAGCAGCUAUUGGACCGCAUAUGUACAAAUAUCUGUGGUGGAAAAAGUACAUUACAACCAUUCAAAUGGUUCAGUUUGUUGUGAUUUUUGUUCACUCAUUCCAACUGCUUUUCCGAGACUGCAAUUAUCCUAAAGGCUUUAUGUGGUGGAUUGGUUUUCAUGCGAUCCUUUUUUGGUUUCUUUUUUGGGACUUCUACAAAAAUACAUACAAGAAACCCAGAUCAUAUUUAAAAAAAAAUAAAAAUAUCCUAAGUCAUAAAAGUUUAUCUACUAACAAUAAUAGAAUUAAUGUUUUGGUCCAAAAAUAUGGUAUAAGCCUGAAAAAUGAAACAAAACUCUCUAAGGAAGCAUGACAAUUAAGAAAAAAUAACUGUCGUUUGGAGGUAAAUUAUAAUAAGAUUUUAAUACGUUUGAUUAUUUUGUUUGAAUGCUAGCUGAAAGGCACAGUUUUUAUCAAAAAAUCAAAAUCAUGGUACUGUGAUAAUAUAUGUAUUUUGUAUUUCAACCCAGUUGUUUUUACUGUUACUGAUGCUGUUAACAAAGAUAAGUAAGCUUUUUUUGUUAGUUUUGAAUAACUCUUCUAAUUAACUACUAAAGUUAAAUUUCAACUGAGUUUUGAGAGAAAAGACUAAAAGUAGACAAGAGUUGGUAUUUUCCAAUCUCUCAAUACCAUUAUAUAUUUUAUGAGAUUUGCAUUUAAGAAAAACUAUUUAUCUUUAUUU